GCAAGAAGACGCGGUAAUGGAGCUCCUAAGGGAGUUAUACAAAUGUAACGGCGUUGUACCCAACGUUCAGGUGCAAGGAUUCGUCACAAGAUGCGACUCAUGUGAAGAACUACGGAAAAGCCUUGCAGAGCAGUUAUUGAUGUCAGAUAAGACACAAAUCGACCAAAUCCAGGAUGAGAUCAAUCAACUCAACGCAGACUGCGCUAAGCUUAUGGAAGAUAUCAAGAACGCGCGGAAAACAGCUCUCAGAAAUGAUAUAGUCCUGAGCCUCGCGCAACCUCAAGCCCCCAAUCCAGCUCAUUCCAGCCCUGUCGCAAAUAACGCUCACCAGGCGAAUGGGUCCAACAGUGGUCUCAGCGCAACCAUGUAUCACAGCGCUCCGAGUGUUCUCCAAGAAGGGAGCGUGUUUGGAACCGGUAA
Molecule: messenger RNA, 420 nt
Organism: Serpula lacrymans var. lacrymans S7.9
Lineage: Eukaryota; Fungi; Basidiomycota; Agaricomycetes; Boletales; Serpulaceae
Exons: 4
Source: RefSeq, a predicted model, not a curated record